This is a messenger RNA of Cetraspora pellucida, 300 nucleotides long. NCBI's taxonomy places the organism in Eukaryota, Fungi, Glomeromycota, Glomeromycetes, Diversisporales, Gigasporaceae. The record is from the annotation of a GenBank genome assembly.
AUGAAACGUAAGGGAUGCCCUCCUAAGAGACUUAAAUCCAGUCUUGAACAAGGUAGCAAAAUCAAACAUCAGCUGAAUGAUCAUACAAAUUUAAAUAUUCAAAUAGAUAAACAGAAUAAUAGCUCAAUAAAAAAUCUUAACAUAGAUAUUGGAAAUGAUCUCAAAGACCAAAAAUGUGAAAAAUACAAACAGUUUGAACAUUAUGCUAAAACAUGCCCAAAUAAUAAUACUAAAAUUAAUGCUAGUUUUAUUUUUAUCAAUUCUAAAUCCUAUAUUGCAAAAUUAUAUUGUAUUAUGUGA